AUGCCACAGCUAGAAGACGCUGGCUCGAGCUACAAAUCCAUGCAUUUCAAAGUUUCUCGCCAUCUGACAUCUUCCCGAAGCACCCUUCUUUUGCUCUCUGCAUAUUCUGAUGUUCAAAUACAACCAACUUCCCAAACUCCGUCCAAGAUUUCAAGGUGAAAAUCAAUUUUUGUUUUUGACUGAUUAGGUUUUGUAGAUGACUCUGAUCUCCGGUCUAUGCGCAGUUUCAAAACUGACUUCUCGAGCUAUUUGGCAUCGGAUACGGAUUUUCUGCAAGUGGCCGGUAUUUUGACCACUUACGCUCAUGGUGAGAGCAAUAAUGCGAAUGAAAAAGAGAUUCAGGUCAUUUACACUUUGAAUUAAAGGUAAAUUUGGAAUUUUAGUGCGAUUUACUCACGGAAAAUGGAGGAAUGGAGAUUGACCCAACCAGGCUAUCCUACAAGUUUGUCAUUAUCUGAUCACCCAUGAAAGUUUAUUUUAACUGUUCAGGGAAAGAAUCAGAUGGCACUUACAGCAAUUCUGUUAUAAAACUUCGAGCCACGGCAUACCUAUGCUGGGACAAGCUCCGAAUCAAAUCUACAGGUUGUUUAAUAGUUUUCAUAAGGCACUGACAUCUAUUUUUGCUAUUAAAAUGUUACGGGAAUAUUCAAAAGUUGCAGCUUCUGUUUGAAAAUUGAGCUUUCAUCCGAAUUUAGAGGUGCAUGGAUCAUACUUUUGUUAAUUUGCGCUUCUUCAUUCAUCAAUCAAGCAGUUGCUGUCAUCAACAAAUACAACCGAAUGGACAAAAUUACCGAUAUCCAGUUGAAAUUCGACACGGGUUCUCAAUGAAGAUUUAUUUAUAAUUUCAAAUUUUUAGCUCCAUUUCCGGCGAUCACUCUUUGCAACUUGAACCCCUACAAGGACAGUCUUAUUCGAUCACACGAAAGUACCAGUAAAAUUGUAACUUUGCUUUUUCUCUCCAAGAAAACUUUAUCUUUUUUCCAGCUGGGCGUUUUCAAGAAAGCCAUGAACAAAGCGGGUGGAGGCGAAGAUUCCGAUGUUUCAAUAGAUUGAAGAGUUUAUCACAGUUUACAGUUUCCAGAAAGACUAUGAAAUCCCGGAUUUCACAAUCAAACUGGGUAACCGACGGAAAAAACGAGCAGGUGACAAAGGAUCUUUCGAGCCGGUGAACUUUGAAUCUUUUUUUUCCGUUUUUAUGUACCGUUUGAAGGCAAACUCGGUCUGCGAGUGUGAAGAUGAAGGCUCUGAAGAGUGUGAGGAGCGAUCUACAGACGUGAGUGAUCUUCUUGUUCGAUAAUUUUUCGUUUUGAAGGAGCCUACAGAAGGCUCUUCGAUGUGUAUUUGUGCCUUUGACCGGCAGACGAACGACGCUUGGCCCUGCCAUCCAAAGGUAACCUAAAAAUGGAUCUAAACUAUAUUUUUUUGUUAGAACUGUUCGAAAAGUUAUGAUCAAAUAAAAAAAAUUCCAUUCACCACUGACUUGAAAUAUUUUAAAGGUUUUCACACAUUUAACAAAAAAAUUUGCAAAAGUAAAAAAUUUGUCGUGAGUUUGUCUCAUGCUAAAAAUGAAUAAGUAUAACCAGUAGAAAAAUUAUUUUAAUUUGAAAUUUUAGGAAAAAUGGAGCAACACUACUUGUCAGACAUGUGAUGAGCAUUUCCUCUGCAGCAAAAAAGCAAAAAAAGGUUUUGUGAACUUUAAAACGAUACACUUGCAAGCUCUAACCAGCGCUCUCACAGAAAAAUAAGAAUAACCUAGUGAAAAAAAAAAAUCAAAAAACGCGCUAGAUCGAUUUCGAUUUGGCUGUGGAAUCCCUUUUUAAAAAAGCCUCUGAAAAGUCAUUCAGGAACAAGAAGGAAGGAUAUUAACCCCGUUUCGUGUAUUUGCGAGAGCCGCGGGUUGUUCUGCAUCAAACACGACCAAGUUGGUCGAAAUUUCCUGCCAAACAAAAAUAAUAUUUAUUAGGUAACCGCGCUGCUCAACCUUUGGGAAUAUUUCGGUAAAGACGAAGUUUUUGCUGACGUCACUGAUGAGGAGGUCGAAGCUCUUGGUUUUACAGUAAGUAGAUUCAGAAAAACUUCAAAAAACCUUUUCACAGAACAUGACAGACGAAGUGGCGAUUGUCACGAAAGCCAAAGAAAACAUUAUUUUCGCGAUGAGUGCGCUGAGCGAGGAACAAAGGCAUAAAAUUAGUUCUUAA
Messenger RNA from Caenorhabditis auriculariae, 2198 nucleotides. The record is from the annotation of a GenBank genome assembly. Lineage: Eukaryota; Metazoa; Nematoda; Chromadorea; Rhabditida; Rhabditidae.